AUGUAUAGUGACAAGCUUCAACUCAUCAAACAAUGGAAGCUUUUAAGGGAUCAUAGUGAUUUCACAUCGGAAAUUGUUGACUUUUGUGGUGUUUUCAUCUGGACUAAACAACUCUCCUUUGUAAACAGAUGUCCUCCUCGUACCUUUUUACCAGCAUUAUGCAAGAUCUUUUUGGAUGAAAGUGCCCCUGAUAAUGUUUUAGAGGUGACUGCUCGUGCCAUAACUUAUUACCUGGAUGUGUCUGCAGAAUGUACCCGCAGGAUCGUGGGUGUAGAGGGUGCCAUUAAAGCACUUUGCAACCGUUUAGUUGUUGUGGAACUCAAAAACAGGACCAGUAGGGAUCUGGCGGAACAGUGUGUCAAGGUGCUUGAACUGAUUUGUACUCGUGAGUCUGGUGCAGUGUUUGAGGCUGGAGGCUUGAACUGUGUGUUAACUUUCAUUCGGGACAGUGGUCAUUUGGUUCAUAAAGAUACCCUGCACUCUGCCAUGGCUGUUGUUUCAAGGUUGUGUGGGAAGAUGGAACCCCAGGAUUCAUCUUUAGAGACUUGUGUGGAGUCCCUGUCUAGUUUACUGAAACAUGAAGAUCAUCAGGUGUCAGAUGGUGCUUUGAGAUGCUUUGCUUCAUUAGCGGACAGAUUUACACGUCGUGGAGUUGACCCAGCUCCAUUAGCCAAGCAUGGAUUGACUGAAGAACUGCUUUCCCGUAUGGCUGCAGCAGGUGGUAGUACAGCUGGACCAUCAUCUGCGUGUAAACCAGGACGUGGUUCCACUGGAGGCCCAUCUACACCAGCAGAUUCUAAACUGAGUAAUCAGGUGUCCACCAUUGUAAGCCUGCUCUCAACACUCUGUAGAGGCUCUCCAUUAGUUACUCAUCCUUUGAAGUAA
Molecule: messenger RNA, 885 nt
Organism: Protopterus annectens (West African lungfish)
Lineage: Eukaryota; Metazoa; Chordata; Ceratodontiformes; Protopteridae
Product: E3 ubiquitin-protein ligase HECTD1-like
Exons: 5
Coding region: 1-885 (294 amino acids)
Biological process (GO): proteasome-mediated ubiquitin-dependent protein catabolic process; anatomical structure development; protein K63-linked ubiquitination
Cellular component (GO): nuclear speck
Molecular function (GO): ubiquitin protein ligase activity
Source: RefSeq, a predicted model, not a curated record